Stomoxys calcitrans (stable fly) is the source of this 1266-nucleotide messenger RNA. RefSeq names its product MIP18 family protein galla-1 (gene galla-1). The coding region runs from base 231 to 803 and encodes 190 amino acids. The record is from RefSeq and is a predicted model, not a curated record. The transcript has 5 exons. Lineage: Eukaryota; Metazoa; Arthropoda; Insecta; Diptera; Muscidae.
CAAAAAAAGAAAUCCUAAAUUCAAUUUCUAGAAAUCCUCAAAAUCCUGACCCUUUGUUUUAUAUAAACUAGAAACUGUUGCAACAUAAAUAUACUAUAUAAGUAUACAUAUAUUAAUGGAAAUAUAAAAAGCCCAAUACUCGACGUAAAAAUUAGAUAAAAUAGGAAAAUAGUAACAACUUUUCAAUUGAUAAGACAGUGAGAAAACUAGCGAAAGCCAAUCGGUUCAACAUGUUGGCGUUUAUAAAACGUAAAUUAUCUGAAUCUGAUUCCACAUCAAAUUCAAACAGCACAACAACGGAAAGUGUUUUGGUGCGCAAAACAUCACAGAUGUCUUUGGGAUCGUCAUCUGGCGAAGAUGCCGCUGUGGAUAUUGGUGAAGAUGCUUUGCUAAAAGAAUUGGGUUAUAAGAAUGCCAAUGAUUUACAGGAGACAGUUUAUGAUUGCUUAAGAACCAUACGAGAUCCAGAGAAACCUGCAACAUUGGAAGACUUGAAUGUGAUCUAUGAAGAUGGGAUUUUCGUUAUGCCUUCAACAAAAUCUAAUGUAUCAGUUGUUCGCAUAGAAUUUAAUCCUACUGUCCCGCAUUGUUCCUUGGCCACACUGAUAGGCCUGUGUAUACGUGUCAAAGUUGAAAGAAGCCUGGCGCAUAACAUCAAAUUGGACAUAUUUAUCAAAAAAGGCACCCACAACACGGAAGAAGAAAUAAAUAAACAAAUCAAUGACAAAGAAAGAAUAGCCGCAGCCAUGGAAAAUCCCAAUUUAAGAGAAUUGGUGGAGAAUUGUAUAAAGGAUGAAGAGUGAUGGUGCAGUAAUUGGUGCAACCUCUAUGCUUAGGGGACUAGGAUAUAUUGUAAUCUUUGUGGCACCUCAAAGAGUACCAACAAGAUUAAGUUACUGUUUAUUAUCUUAAUGGGACUACGUACGGCAAGCGUUAUGUUUCCCUUACAUAUUUAUACCAUUUUUGUUUUCUACAUACAUAUUAUGAUUGAUAUGGUCUGGUAAAAAAAAAAUAAUAAUUUAUAUUGUGUUUUUGUGAUAGAGCAUUGAGUGAGACGUCACAAAAGAACGUGUGCACAUCCGUAUUAAGGCGGUGAAUGAUGAUGGUCAGUGCUUUCGAUUCAAUAUGGCCGCCAUACGUAUUUGGUUGCUUUGAUUUUAUUUUGUGAAUGAAUUUCUCUUAUCGCAAAUAUUGUUUAGAAUAGAUAGGUAGUAAGUAUUUGUAAAUUGGUGAUAACACAAAUAAACAUUGCAAUGUUUUCUUAAA